Molecule: messenger RNA, 1501 nt
Organism: Colias croceus (clouded yellow)
Lineage: Eukaryota; Metazoa; Arthropoda; Insecta; Lepidoptera; Pieridae
Product: tigger transposable element-derived protein 4-like
Exons: 2
Coding region: 114-935 (273 amino acids)
Cellular component (GO): nucleus
Molecular function (GO): DNA binding
Source: RefSeq, a predicted model, not a curated record
GUCAAGUGAUUUGUUUCUGUGUAGGAUUACUUAGCACGUGCAUGAAGUUAAAAUUAUGAAUCAGUUACGUAUCAAUUUCCAGUGAGUAAACAUCGUUUCUUAAACUUGUGAACAUGGCUCCUAGACGUACAUUUACUGUUAAAGAAAAAGUGGAUAUCAUUUCGAGACUGGAAAAUGGUGAAAACAAUGUUGAUCUGUGUAAACAAUUUGGGGUUUCUCAUUCUACAAUAUCAACGAUGUGGAAAAACCGCGCUAAAAUUAUGCAGUGUUUUGAAUCAAAAUCCCUUAAAAUAAAGAAAAAUUGUAAUCCAACUCAUCAAGAUAUUGAAAAUGUACUUCUAGUGUGGUUUAAAGCACAGAGAAGCCAAAAUGUACCUAUAAGCGGUCCUCUUUUGCAAGAGAAAGCUAAUCAUUUUGCCAGACAGCUUGGGAAAACAGACUUUAAAUGUUCAGAAAGUUGGAUUUACAGAUUUAGACAACGUCAUGAUAUAGUGGUCGGUAAAGUUUGUGGAGAAGCUGCUAGUGUAUCGCAAAACGACUGUGAUAAUUGGUUGAGAACAGUUUUACCAAAAUUAACUGAAGGAUAUACCGACAGUCAAAUAUGGAACGCUGAUGAGACAGGAUUAUUUUUUAAAUUGACUCCCGAGUCCGCGAAAAAACCAAGGUGUUUCAAGAAUGUUAAAACUUUGCCAGUUGAUUACGAAGCCAACAAAAAGGCGUGGAUGACAUCAGAAAUUUUUGAAAAAGUUUUACGGAAAUGGGACUCUGAGCUAAGAAGACACAAUAAAAAAAUCAUCUUAUUUAUUGACAAUUGUCCAGCUCACCCACACAAUCAAAAAUUGACUAACAUAAAACUGGCAUUUCUACCACCAAACACUACGUCAGUUAUUCAACCUAUCGAUCAAGGUAUUAUUAAGACUCUUAAAAGCCAUUAAAGCUUCUUGUCGAGAAAAUGGUAAAUGACAAUGAAAACAGCUCAACUCCUUUUGCCGUCAAUAUUCUGGACGGCAUUGAAAUGUUAACAACAGCAUGGGCACGAGUUACUGCAGAUACAAUAAAAAAAUGUUUUUUACAUGCUGGGUUUGGUAAAUUUUCUACCAUUAAUACAAAUGAUUGUCCUGAGAGGUUGCUGGUGUUUUACAAGUAACCCUGUAUUGAUAAACCACGUCAGGGUUCCGGAAACAUUAACAAUGGGAAUACAGCUAGGAGAUUUUCAAUACAUGAAUUCGAACGCCAAAAGGAUCAACCAUCUUCGGUCCUGAAGAAAUUGUACAAAUUGACGAAUACAAAUUUCUUAAAAGAAAGUACAACCAUAGUCAUCACAAUAAGGGAAAGGGAAAGAUCAGCAGAAAUGUUGGUGCCACUUAUUUAGAAAUACGUAGUUAGUACCAAAAAAACUCAUUGUCACUGUUCACUGUCUUCUGUUGUGUGUACUGAAUUCAUUUCAUGUUGUAACUUUGUAUAUUACAUAUUAACAUAAUAUUGUAAUUUGUAACAGUGA